Oxyura jamaicensis (ruddy duck) is the source of this 7728-nucleotide messenger RNA. RefSeq names its product RNA binding motif protein 20 (gene RBM20). Gene Ontology annotation, biological process: regulation of RNA splicing. NCBI's taxonomy places the organism in Eukaryota, Metazoa, Chordata, Aves, Anseriformes, Anatidae. The record is from RefSeq and is a predicted model, not a curated record. The coding region runs from base 128 to 3829 and encodes 1233 amino acids. Gene Ontology annotation, cellular component: nucleus. Gene Ontology annotation, molecular function: mRNA binding; zinc ion binding. The transcript has 14 exons.
CCGCAGGGCGGGCACAGCCGCAGGGGGCUCCCGGCCCUCCUCCUCCUCCUCCUCCUGCAGCCCGGCGGGGGGAGAGCGGCCGCCUCCAGGCCCCCCGUCCUUGCCUCCCGGGCGCCCCCCCCGCCGCAUGGUCCCCGCCGCUGCCAUGAGCCAGGCCCCGGCCCCCCGCGGCGCCGCCCGGCCGGGGAGCGAUGCCCGCAGCGAUGCCCGCAGCGCGGCCCCCGGCCGGGGCCCCGGCAGAGGGAUGCCGCCGCCGCCCAGCCUGCCCCAGCUCCUCCACAACGCUGCCAAGCUCCUGGAGAAGAGCCCGUUCUCCGUCGGCACCCCGAGCCCCCUGCUCCCCUCGCCGGCCAGCCUGCAGCUGGCCCAGCUCCAGGCGCAGCUCACGCUGCACCGGCUGAAGUUGGCUCAGACCGCCGUCACCAACAACCCGGCCGCCGCCACCGUCCUCAACCAGGUGCUCUCCAAAGUGGCCAUGUCCCAGCCACUCUUCAACCAGCUGAGGCACCCCUCCGUGAUGAACGCCCCACCGGGACACACGGCCGGGGGCCCUCCGCCGGGGCCCGGCAUCGCUAGCACGAGGUUCCCUUCCAGCAGCAUCGCCUUUCCCGCACAGAGCCCGGCCUUGGCUGCGCCGGGGGGCGGCCUGGGGCCGGUGCAAGCCCAGGCCCCCAACGCCAUCGUCAUGAGUCCCUUUGGAGGCGUCAUGGCUCCCACCUCCGGCCAGCAGCCUGUGGUUGUGGGUCUCAACAAGGCAGGACCUUCUGCUGCCGCUGCCGCAGCAGCAGGGGGAUUUUAUGAAUACAACAAGCAAAAUGUCGCUGCCCCACAAGCCUACACCUCGGAGGGGGAUCCGCCUGGCCAGCAUGGCUUUCCCUCCGCAGCAGGGGCUCGCUAUGAGGCACCCUUCAGCACUGCCAGUCCGCUGAAGCACGAGGCGCCGGCGGGGUUCCAGAAGGAGGCCUUCGGAGCGGCACCGUCCUUCCCCAGCGACCCACACACCAGUGCUCAUCCAAAGGGAGAUCCCGGCCCCAUCUUGCAUGGCACUGGUACAAGCAACCAGUGGGAAAAUAUCCCUAAUUUCUCUGGCCAAAACAAGCCUGACCUCCUGCCCAGCGACAGCAUGUGGCCAUCAGCAAGCCAGCAGCCGUAUGAAAUAAGAAACGAGCUGUACAACCCCGAAGAACCGACACCUGACACAAAGUUUAGUGCGGCCGCGGCCCCGGCGUUCGGCAGGCUCAACAAUAGCAAGCAGAGCUUCGGCAGCCCCCGGGUGAGGCAGAAUGAGGAGCUGAGCGCCGGCACGCCCGAGCUGCCCAUGCGGCCGCUGCAGCCCCACGAGCUGAACGACUUCCACGGCGCGGCCCCCCUCCACUUCCCCCACGUCUGCGCCCUCUGCGACAAGAAGAUCUUUGAUCUGAAGGACUGGGAUCAGCACAUUAAGGGAAGUCUUCACAUCCAAAAAUGUAUGGCUUUUUCAGAUAACACUGGUAUCCGGUGUGUGUUAAGUUCAGCAGAUGGAACAUUGCAUUUAUCACCAAAUAAUGCAGCAGUUUUCAAUCCAUCUAGUAUUGAAGAUUAUCCUCCAAAUGUCGGCUCAUCUUUUAUCACAACGUCAGCAAGAUCCUUUGGCCAGCCAGGUCCUACAUUUUCUUCUCUUCCAUCAGGGGUAAGAUUUCCCCAGAGAAAAUCUACAUUGGGUCGAGUUGUUCACAUCUGCAACCUCCCCGAGGGAAGCUGCACAGAGAAUGAUGUCAUUAACCUGGGCCUUCCAUUUGGGAAGGUCACCAACUAUAUCCUCAUGAAAUCCACUAACCAGGCCUUUCUGGAAAUGGCUUACAGUGAAGCAGCACAAGCCAUGGUGCAGUACUACAAAGAAAAACCUGCUAUGAUAAAUGAUGACAAGUUACUUAUUAGGAUGUCUAAAAGAUACAAGGAAUUGCAGCUGAAGAAACCAGGUAAGAACGUGGCUGCUAUCAUCCAGGACAUCCACUCACAGAGGGAGAGAGACCUGCUGCGUGAGGCAGACAGCAGGUAUGGCUCAGAGAGGCCCCGCUCUCGCAGCCCCAUAAGCCGCUCCUUGUCACCCCGAUCCCACACUCCCAGCUUUACUUCCUGCAGUUCACCCCACAGCCCGAUGGGGACCAGCAGGACCGACUGGGGAAAUGGAAGAGAGUCGUGGGAUCAGUCCCCGUAUUCCCGACGGGACGAGGAAAGAGACAGCAGAGAAUGGCGAGAGAAUGGGGAUGAGAAGAGGGAUAGGACUGACACGUGGGUACACGAGAGGAAACAUUAUUCCCGACAGCUGGACAAGUUUGAUUUGGAUGAACGGAUUGAAGGAGGCAGAGGGCACAGAGAAAAAUAUUUAAGGAGUGGUUCUCCUGGCUCUCUUCACCUUAUGUCUGGCUACAAGAUUAGGGAAGAUGACUAUUACCGAAAAGCCUCUAAGUCAAAAUCUGACAAGUUUCAGAGACAGCUGCAGGAGCUGCCUGGCAGAUCUAAGAGAAAGGAAGAGGCAAAGUUAAGGGAACGCAGGCAUUCUUACAGUGAGGACGCUGCUAGGGAGGAGAUGGCCGAACAGAAGCAUAGCAAAGCCUCUGAGGGCUCCAGGCAGAAACAAAGCGAGAAGAAUAAAGUGAAGAAAGCGGAAAAAGACCAAGAAGAAGAUGCUGCUGCUGAAGGCAGUGACUUGAAGGAAACCAAACCUGCAGAGAAUAAGCUUGGAAAAGAGGAGGAAAAUGCAGAGAAGAGCUCACCUUCAGCUAAUAAACAAAGAAGAGAAUCUGGAGAGAUUCUGGAAAACGCAAGAAAAGAGAAGGACCAAGACUGGGAGAGUGGAAGUGAGAUAGAAGGCGAGACCUGGUAUCCUGCUAACAUGGAGGAGUUAGUGACAGUAGAUGAAGUGGGAGAAGAUGAUCUAAUUAUGGAGCCUGAUAUAACUGAGCUUGAAGAAAUCGUACCAGUUGAUCAGAAAAGUAAAGCUGCUUCAGAAAUGUGUCCCUGUAUGACAACCAUGUUAGAACUGAAAAAUGACCAUAGCCAUUUAACCAGGAGUGAAGACAAAUUUGCCCACAAAGCUUUAGAAACAAACUUCAGAUCAGCAAAGGGUAGUGUAGCUUCUAGCGUCUGUCAGGAUGAAGAAGAAGAGGAUGAUAAUGAUGAUGCUGUAACUGAAGCAUCAAGCCUAAAUCUGGACCCUGAGCAGAAGCCAGAGGAGUCACAAGAAGACCAACCUGCUAAGAAUCAGCAGCAGAAGGAAGAAAAAAAUGAUAAAACCUCUGACACUCAUUUAGAGCCUGAAGAUCACCAUAUACCUUCUGUUCAGCUGAAAGAAGAGGGUCUCCAGCUCCCGGAUACAUUUAUAGAUGAUUACAAACAGAUGGAAUCACAAGGAGCUGAGAGCAGAGAAGUUAUGGAAAUGCUUGUUAAAAAUGCUAGUGAAGAAACAAGACAGGGAAGCCAAGAGUGUCCAGAGGCAAAUUCUAGGUACCUGGAAAUGAGAUCUCUCGAGUACCCAGAAGUAGAGCCUAGAAGAAGGCACUCUCCGCCAGGCUGGGAACAGGAGGACGUCUUCACCGAACUCAGCAUUCCCCUGGGUGUGGAAUUCGUGGUGCCUAGAACUGGCUUCUACUGCAAGCUCUGUGGACUCUUCUACACAAAUGAAGAGACAGCAAAGACAAAUCACUGCAGAAGUACCAUUCACUACAAAAAUCUUCAGAAAUAUCUAUCACAGCUUGCAGAAGAGAGCCUGAAAAUGAAGGAAGAAGGCAGCCAUCUGCUUCAGGAUGACACUGGAAUUGUUCCUCACUUUACAAAGAAAAAAUUAUGAUGCAGAUAAACUGGAAGAGCUAUAAUGAGUGAAUGCUGAUUUUUUUUUUUUUUUUAAUUUCUCUGAUAUAACUGUCAAUUUGCACUGUACAGAGGAGGGGAAAUAAAGAGCAUGUUCCAUGCAUCUAUGCCCAGAGUGCCAUUAAAAACCAAAAUGCCUGAAACUGUUUCCCACGGUGAAGCAAAACUGGCAUAUCUGUAAGAAGUGGAGCAAUUCUUUCUCACACUCUGCAUGCUGGGAGUGGUUUCCUAGAUUAAAUCAGAAUUCUCAGGGAUUCUUCAAGUUUUAAUUCUGAUGUGACACAUCAGGUCAGGCAGAGUAUUUAGAAGCACUCAGCAUCCUCCAGUGGACGCUGGAAGGAAAGGAGAUGUGACUAUAAAUAGGCUUUAAUGUUGCUUAAAAUAUCUUCAGCCAUUUUACUCAUUAACCCAGUGAGCAGGUUUUGCAUAGGACAUCUAAAGCCAUUGUGCUAAAACUAAUCUGUAGAUGGCAUAAUGUAAACCCCAUCAGCAUCCAUCUCCAUGUGUGUUAGAGCUUGCUGAAAUGAUAGAUAUUUGUGUUGUUAAGCACUGACUGUGUUGUAUGAAUGCAGAGGGAGCCACAGUCUCUGCCCAGGGACCUUACAGCCUGAACCCAGCACAGCGAGAGCAGCUCAAAUGUGCGUGCUGACAGCUAACCUGCUCUGGUUUUCAGCAUUUUCCAUGGUGUGAUCAGGAUGUUCUCCAGGUACUGUUGUGUUUGAGACGCUUCUUUUUGAUAAUUCUAAAGGGUGCCAACUUCGAGUCUUACAGACUUGAAACUCUCAAGAAAGGAUUUUUGAAGUGCCGUGUGUUUGGACCAUGUCACUUUUAGGCAUUUUAUUCAAUCACUUUUAGAGUCUUUCUGUUUUCUUUCAAACCUGCUUUUCCUCAGCUUGGCAAUGUUGAAUUUUCCUGGUUUUCAUGGAAAGAUGCCAGACUUUUAAUAUUGCUUUUGUAUUUUAUUUCCCUGAAUUUUUAAGGUGAACACAACAACUGAUGGCUCACAGUGCUGUGCUGAGAACACAGGAUGCACCAGCAGCUCUGACAUUAUUAUGAGCUAUUGUUUCAGCACAGUUGUUGCUUGGUAUUUUGCAAAGUCCCUUUGAAACGCGCUGUACGAGUUUCUGGUUCAUUUCAAUGGGGCUUUGUGUUGUAAAGUGAAUACGUAUGCAAACCAUUGCCAGAAUUGAUCCCAGAGUUAUGCUUUUAUAAAAUGCACCACACAAUCUAGACAGAUGGGGAUUUGCAGACGUGUUUCCGUUCUUUGCCUUACUUUAAUAUUCAUCACGGUACGUUCUGUAACAGUUGCUGGUGCUAGAUAUCCUGUUGAGAUGUUGCGCAGAGGAAACAGUUUCCCAGAAGGUUCCUACCAUCCCUAAGAACAUUGCAAAAUAUUGCGGAGUGGCCAAAUUGCCAAAACUGCUUCCACCAAAGUAUUUGUUCCAUUAUUGUGCCAGCAGUCAUGUUCACUUUCUGAAGUGUCCUGUGGCCAGGCAAGGUGUUUCAGAGGUGCCUGUCAUUAUUGCCUGAAGCCCUCUUCCAAUUCAUGGCCUGUGCUUUCUGCUUGUUUUUACCAGAGGUGGAUUCAGAUGUCAUAUUUGGAAUUCCUGUUUCUUAUAAGUUGAGGGAUUCUUUGCAUCCCACAUUCAGACGUGGCCUAUCUGAAAGAUGAGGGGAAAUGAAAAGCAUUGCAGCAUAAAUCCUCCUUUGUUCAUACUUGAAGUAUUUUAAGAUUUGGGUCCAUCUGUCAUUUAAAACAGCUUUUUUGUUUUCCCCUAUGUUAAAAAAUAAAUAAAAUUGCAAGCAAGGUAUUUUUCCUUCAAGGGCUGGGCUUUCCUUUGACUGUUUUUUCACAUUGCAGUGAAAUUUGAGCACAGGGCUGUUAGGGCAAAAGCUUAUAUAGCAAGCUAUAAGAUUACGAAAAUGGCAAUAAAGAUUGUGCAACCAUCUUCUAACGCACAGCUCUCAAGCUGGUCAUGUAUCAUCUGAAUAUGAAGUUUCCUUCAUGCCCUUCAGCACAAUCUGAGCACAAGGGAAGGAAAUCACUCCAAAUGCAAGUAUCAAAUCUUUGAAGCUAACCCUGCUAUCAAACCAGGGCUCUCACUGGCCUAAUGGGAGCUUAUUAGACCAUGUGGUUAAGCUUAAUUGGAUGCGAGACGUAGCUGACUCUAUAUCAAAGCCAUGUGCCUCCAGCAACUUUAUCCCCAGGUAACCUCAAAUGAGAAAAGUAUCACUGUUAUUAUUCUUUGUUUGUAUUGCAGUAGAAGCUACAGGUCCACUGCCUUUAUUAUGGGCACAACACAAAUCCACAACAAAGACUUUCCCAGGCCAGAAAGCUUUAAGUCAGACCUUCAGAAAACAGACGACAGGUGGAUACAGGCAGACAGGGAAAGCAAUAGGCAACCAUGAGCUUUUGACUGGCAGCAGCAGAAUUAUUAAAAUGAGUGUUUGCCCAGGGGUUAUCUUGGGAUUUACAGGAGGUAGCUCAAACUACUUCCCCCCUCCUCUGAUUCUGAAUCAGGUUCACUCCCAUUAUUCAUAGCUUGUAUAUUUAACCUCCUCCUUUCUCCUAGCCAGCUGCAUCAGGCACACAGAAUUCCUUCCUGAGAGAGUGGCUCUCAGUAUCCUUCAGUCCCUGACUGAGAUGUGCUUGCUUAAGUUUCAGUCCCUGUUUAGGGCUUCAGAAGCUGGAAUCCUGACCCAGGCUCACCAGGGCCUGUCCUGGCUCCAGAUACCUGGUUUGGGUUGUGGUUCAGGCCCUUGUUUGCAGCUGCAGAAGGAGGAGGCUCCAGAGGCAAGAUGGGAUCCCUGCCCUAUGUAGUUCCCUCUGCUGGAGGGAGGCAACAAGAGGGCGAUGCAGGUGCAGGGCCCAGCCCCGCAGAUGUUACCCAACCCAGGCGUUUGUAGAGGUGGUUUGGCUGCCCCGUUCCUCAGGGCUCUGUCCUGACACAGCAGCGGUCUGUAAAAUCCGGGGUACGGCCAAAUGUUUCUCUUCUCAGCUUCCCUUCUGAGAAAGUCCUUUUUCUCCCUAGAACCCAACACUUUAAAGCAGUUAAAAGCGAUCCCAAGUCUCAACCAAUUCCUAGCGACCCCAAUGAUCAAUUUUCAGCCUGAUUCACUUUGAGAUCUCAGAGAUAAUCUCCUUCCCUCUCCAUGAGGCCAUCACGCAAUGCUGGCAGGCACUCAGCUCCUCAACUUCUUUCUACUACCUAUUCUGCUGAGGAAGAAGGACACUGUAGGCAGAUGCUUUCCUUUCUCAGCGUGUGUAAAAAUGUGUUGUUUCUUUUGGUUUCUUAUAUUUAAAAUCUUUACUUUUUUUAGUUGGCAUAAUUCAUCAUCACUAUAAUCCACGCUGUUUAUUAAUACAUACAUAUACGUGUAUAUAUAUAUAUAGCACAAUGCAGGCUCAGGUCUAGCCAAAAAAAAAUACUGAUAUUUUAAAAAGAGCUUCCUUAAUAUAUACAAACCAUUUCAACACAUCUCAACCAAAGAUUGCACUUUUUGAAUAGGGACUACGCUUUUCAUCUUUGUGAAAUCUGUAUUGAUCUCAAAUAGUCUUUAAUAUCAAUCUGCAACUUACUUUUUUGAAGUAAAACGUAAAAUAAAUAAACAUUUGCCCCAUAAGAUUAGACAGUUUCAUAUUGGCUUUAACACUAAAUUAGUGUUAGGCUGGUUAUAUUCAGGGUUUUUCUAUUCUCUAAGGAUUAAGGCUGUGAUUUAUUGAAUUAUACUUGAACUGGACCAGAUGUAUUAUUUAUUGAGCUUAUAUAAUCUUGUUAAUUUAAGUUUUGGCUUGUAAACAGUUGGAAUUUGUUAGUACUUGUUUAAUUAUGUAGGAACUGUCACCAAUAUUAACUGAUCUGUGUAACUGAUUGCAAA